AUGGAUGCCCAGUCCGAUAUACGCCGGCCUUCCGUGUCUUUCGCCGACCGCUCCUCGACAGGCGAAUCCUCCGAAGCCACUCCUGUUGCGAGCAUUCACUCCAAUCCCGUCGCGACACAGCUCCCAAACCCUUCUGCUGCUGCGACGCCGAGCUGUUCGUCGUCAUGGAGCGCCAAUUCCGACCGCCAGCUUGGUCAUGGUGCCAGCCCCGACCCGACAGACCGAGUCUUUCCCAUCCGCUCCGUCGUCAGCGUUGACCGCACUGGCAGAACCUCUGGUGAACACGACUACUUCCCGCGAGUACCUGAUCAUGGCCAGUAUCAGGCUCCCCGUCCGGGCAAUCCCCGCAUCGAUACCGCCGCCUUCGAAGCCGUUCCUCGCCGCGAUUCCGCCUCCACACUGCUUUCCAACGUUACCUCGCCAAGCGAUCGCCAGGGAAUUCAGACGAGAAGGAAAAUCGUUGGGUCUGGCCCAAUAUCCAGCGUUCAGGCGGAUGCCGUCCGUCACGCCAACUCGCAGCCACUUGACAUAUUUCAGGAUGCUGCGUCAGAGGGAGAGGAUGACUCGGCACAAGGUGAUGAUUCCUCGCAACAUCAUACAUCUGUGUCCACUGGUGCGCUCGGUGAGGCGGGCAGCGAUGUCCUGCUGACGACGCGGUUAAAGUAUGUCAUGACGGACGAGGGCCAUCAUGUGAUUACGGGCACCGACGGCGUUCUUCAGCGGUGCGAGGACGAGCCCAUCCACACCCCUGGCGCUGUUCAGGGAUUCGGUGCUUUGGUGGCCGUUCGCGAAGAAACCGACGGCCGGUUUUCGGUCCGGUACGCCAGCGAAAACACCCAGAGGCUGAUGGGAUACUCGCCGCAGCACCUAUUCCGUCUCAACAGUUUCUUGGACAUAUUGAGCGAGGAACAGCAAGACAAUUUGCUCGACCACAUCGAUUUUAUCCGCGACGAAGAUGCUGACCCGGCUGUCAACGGACCCGAGGUCUUCAGUCUAUCCAUUCGCCCACCCAAUAAGAAAAGUGUCAAGCUAUGGUGUGCCAUUCACAUCAACCCAGCGCAUCCCGACCUGGUCAUUUGCGAGUUCGAGGUUGAUGAUGACCAUCAGUUUCCGUUGAGACCGCCAGACGAGGUCACGCCAUUGGCCCCAGAAGACACGCUGCAGUCAAACCCCACAUCCGAGGAGCUGGUCGAAAGCACCGAGAUCUUGAGCAAACCCCUGAGAGUUUUACGGAGUGCUCGUAAGCGCAGAGGUGACGCUGGGGCUAUGCAGGUGUUCGAUAUCAUGUCCCAGGUGCAAGAACAGCUUGCGGGGGCACUGAAUUUGGAAAGCUUCCUCAAGAUCCUUGUCGGUAUCGUCAAGGAACUGACUGGCUUUCACCGGGUUAUGAUUUACCAGUUCGAUUCGUCAUUUAACGGCAAAGUUGUCACAGAGCUUGUCGAUACCACGCAAACCAAAGAUCUCUACAAGGGCUUGCACUUCCCCGCCUCAGACAUACCGCGGCAGGCUCGCGAGUUGUAUAGGUUGAACAAGGUAAGGCUCCUUUACGACAGGGACCUAGAUACCGCCCGCCUUGUUUGCAAAACGAAGGAAGACCUCGACGUACCUCUAGAUCUCAGCCAUUCAUAUCUCCGCGCCAUGUCACCGAUCCACCUUAAAUACUUGAAAAACAUGGCCGUUCGGUCUUCCAUGUCGGUCUCCAUAAACGCCUUUAACGAACUAUGGGGCCUCAUUGCUUGUCACUCAUAUGGCCGCAAGGGCAUGCGCGUAUCAUUCCCGAUCCGCAAAAUGUGUCGUUUGGUCGGAGACACUGCCUCCCGCAAUAUCGAGAGACUUUCCUAUGCCACUCGACUCCAGGCGCGGAAACUCAUCAAUACUGCUCCUACCGAAAAGAACCCUUCUGGCUACAUCAUUGCCUCUUCCGACGACCUUUUGAAGUUGUUCGACGCCGAUUUUGGCAUGCUUUCCAUUAAGGGAGAAACCAAGAUUCUUGGUAACGUUGAGCAGUCGCAGGAGGCACUGGCCAUGCUCGAAUACUUACGUCUACGCGAGUUGACAUCCGUCGUCACCUCUCAGGACAUCCGCGAAGACUUUCCAGACCUCCGGUACUCUCUUGGGUUUACCGUCAUUGCAGGACUGCUUUAUGUUCCAUUGAGCGUUGGAGGCCAUGACUUCAUCGUCUUCUUUCGGAAGGGCCAGGUCAAGGAGGUCAAGUGGGCUGGGAAUCCGUAUGAAAAGACGUUGCGCGAAGGUACGGCCGCCUACCUGGAACCCCGAAAAAGUUUCAAAACCUGGCAUGAGACAGUUCUUGGUAAAUGUCGAGAUUGGUCAGAGGAGCAAGUUGAGACGGCCGCCGUGCUCUGCUUGGUCUACGGCAAAUUUAUCGAGGUUUGGAGACAGAAGGAGGCAGCAUUGCAGAGCAGUCGCCUUACACGGCUGCUGCUCGCAAACUCGGCCCACGAAGUACGCACGCCACUUAACGCCAUCAUCAACUAUCUCGAGAUAGCCUUGGAAGGCUCUCUCGAUCAAGAAACCCGCGACAACCUCGCAAAGUCGCACUCUGCAUCCAAAUCCCUGAUUUAUGUCAUCAACGAUCUGCUCGAUCUGACCAAGACAGAAGAAGGUCAGAAUCUAAUCAAGGACGAGGUCUUUGAUUUUGGAAUGUGUAUACGCGAAGCCACCGACCCGUUCACGAACGAUGCAAAGAGGAAGGGCAUUGAGUAUCAGGUCAUCGAGCAUCCCGGUCUGCCCCAGCACGUUUGCGGCGACAGCCGACGGCUGAGACAAGCCAUCUCGAACGUCGCAGCCAAUGCCGUUCAAAACACCUCGACUGGAUCUGUGAAGGUUGAGUUAUAUGUCAGCAACGUCCUGGAUCGACGGAUACGCAUCGAAAUUGUCGUCGAAGACACAGGGAAAGGUAUGACUGCUAGGCAAUUGGACACGUUGUUUAGGGAUCUCGAACAGGUCAACGUGGAGAUGGACGAGGACAGCUUCAUAUCAUCCACAGACCCUGAUCACGGCAAAGACACUAGAGUUUUGGGACUUGGCCUGGCCGUCGUUGCCAGAAUUGUUCGCAACAUGGACGGCCAGCUCCGACUGAAGUCGGAACAAGGGAAGGGGUCGAGAUUUGUCAUCCAACUACCCUUCGACCUCCCUGAAGACGCUCCAGCGCCUGUUGAGGGUGGCCAGAAGUCUGCAAAAUCAAACACAGCAUCCAGCGUGGCGUCUGUUACAACAGCGAUCAUGCCGGAUCCAGAUGGCGAGAUGAUGCUCAUCGAUAGAGGAAGCAAACUGUCCGCUGUCAAGGAGGCGGCGACCGAUGGGGGCUGCGCCGAGACACAGAGCUUAGAAAGCCAAAAGACUGCGGCCACGGGAGGUAGUAAGAGCAGUGGACGAAGCGACGCUGAACGCCUGAUCGACGCUAUCAAGAAUCCUCUUACGAUCGGGGAAAUCGACCCGAGUCGGCCAUCUGCUCAUCGACAAUACUCCAGAGAACACAUUGAUCGACCGACAAUCUCGAAGAGCAACGGUGCCUCGUCCUCUUCGUCCUCCAGACAAGUGCAGCCGCCGGUUUCGCGGCGGUUCAACCAGAACUCCUCGGACGUCUCCACCGUCGAACUUCCACACUCGCCCGAAAUCGGCUAUACGAGCGUGACGGAUACAAAAACUCCCAUCAGGGCAGUUAGAGUACCUGACGAAUACAGCGACCAACCGCCAAGGCCUCAGACGAGCGACUCCUCUCGUGUUCUCUUUGAGGUCCAUGAUGGUCCCAAGGUCCUCGGAACAUCGGAUGCUGGCACAGCAGGCACCGCUCCUAGCGCAGUCUCGGCGUUCGAGGACACCAAGUUGCAAGUCCUCAUCGCCGAGGAUGACCCGAUCAACUCGAGGAUUCUGCGGAAGCGGCUGGAGAAGUCCGGUCACCAGGUCUCCCAUGCCGUAAACGGCGAAGAUUGCGCAACGGUUUACCACGAGAAUUCCAAAUCCUUUGAUGUCGUCCUAAUGGACAUGCAGAUGCCAAUUGUGGAUGGACUUACAAGUACGAAAAUGAUACGAGCCUUCGAGAGGUCCAGUGAACAUGGCGGACACUCCCCAAUAGCGUCUCAUAACGGCAGAACCCCCAUCUUCGCGGUCUCGGCAUCCCUAAUCGAGCGGGAGAGGGACAAGUACAUGGACGCCGGUUUCGAUGGCUGGAUCCUCAAGCCUAUCGACUUCAAGCGACUCAACACUUUGCUGCUGGGCAUUGUAGAGGACGACGUUCGCGCGACCUGCCUUUAUGCCCCAGGAAAAUGGGAGUAUGGCGGCUGGUUCAACAUUCGAGAAACCAAGGACAAGGACGGCAGCGACGAAACAACACCGGCGAUAGAGGAGACACCGAAGGAAACGACCCACUCUACACCAGAGACGGACGAACCAAAUUGA
This is a messenger RNA of Colletotrichum higginsianum IMI 349063, 4419 nucleotides long. Its product is annotated as Hsp90-like protein. Gene Ontology annotation, molecular function: phosphorelay sensor kinase activity; protein binding. The coding region runs from base 1 to 4419 and encodes 1472 amino acids. The record is from RefSeq and is a predicted model, not a curated record. Lineage: Eukaryota; Fungi; Ascomycota; Sordariomycetes; Glomerellales; Glomerellaceae. The transcript is spliced from 2 exons. Gene Ontology annotation, biological process: regulation of DNA-templated transcription; phosphorelay signal transduction system; detection of visible light.